Messenger RNA from Bipolaris zeicola 26-R-13, 1209 nucleotides. Its product is annotated as polysaccharide lyase family 1 protein. Lineage: Eukaryota; Fungi; Ascomycota; Dothideomycetes; Pleosporales; Pleosporaceae. The transcript has a single exon. The record is from RefSeq and is a predicted model, not a curated record. The coding region runs from base 1 to 1209 and encodes 402 amino acids.
AUGCACUUUCUUGCUCUUCUUCCUCUAUUAGCCACUUCGGCUUCCGCUCUUGCUUUUCCCGGUGCUGAAGGGUUUGGCCGCAACGCUGUUGGUGGGCGAGGCGGCUCCGUCUAUGUCGUCACGAAUCUAGACGAUUCUGGCCCUGGGUCUCUACGAGACGCCGUGUCCAAACCGGACCGGAUAGUCGUAUUUUCGGUGGGUGGCCUCAUUACCAUCACUGAUCGUAUGGUCGUAUCCAAACGCGUGAGCAUCCUAGGACAAACCGCCCCCGGUGCCGGAAUAACAGUCUAUGGAAAUGGCUGGAGCUUCAGCAACGCCGACGACGCUAUUGUACGCUAUAUUCGUAUCCGCAUGGGCAAGAAGGGUGCUAGUGGUAAAGACGCUAUCACCAUAGCAGAAGGACACAACAUGAUUUUCGAUCACGUUUCUGUCUCGUGGGGCCGCGACGAGACCUUCUCCAUCUCAGGCUCUGAAGUCGGAAACAUUACCGUGCAAAACAGCAUCAUCGCCGAGGGUCUGGAAACGCAUUCGUGCGGUGGCUUGAUGCAGACUGCUCUCGGCAAUGGCAUCAGUCUAUUCCGCAACUUGUACAUUGACAACAAGACACGAAACCCCAAAGUCAAGGGUACUAAUGAUUUCACCAACAAUGUGGUGUACAAUUGGGGUGGGGGAGGUGGUUAUAUCGCUGGUGAUUCGAGCGAAAGGAGCGAGGCAAAUAUUGUCGGGAAUUACUUCAUCAGCGGGCCCAGCACAAGCGUCCCCGCUUUCACGCGGGGCAACGAUUUAUUUGACGGAUUCGUCCAGGGCAACUUUGUUGAUUCCGGCAAAGAUGGUGUGCUGAAUGGAAACGAGCUGGGUGUCACCAAGGAAAACUACGGUGGCUUGAACAUCAAAACAACAAAGUUUGCGUAUCCGGCGCCCGCAAAGAUCUUGUCGGCAAAUGAUGCGCUCGCACUUGCGGAGAAGGGUGCGGGUGCGAGUAAGGUUCGUGAUUCGGUUGAUCAACGGCUCGUUACUGAGUUGAAGAGUUAUGGUAAGCUGGGACAGUUGAUUAGCGAUGAGAAUGCUGCUCCGAUGAAUGGACCAGGAACUAUUGAUGGAGGAAAGAAGUGGGUGGAUACGAAUGGGAAUGGGAUACCAGAUGAUGUCGAGUCGCAGUUUAAGAAUGUGGAGGACUGGGCUAAUAGUUUGGUGCCGAGCUCGUACUAG